AGGUGGUGGCUGAGGUGAUCCAUUCGUUAGGAGGCUCCUGAGGCUGUGAAAAGCAGGUGGGGACUGAGGUUUCUAAGAAGCCAACGGCAUCUGCCUUGAAGACCUCUGGCUUUGGGAGCAAGAUGGGCAAAUGGUGCUGCCGCUGCUUCCCCUGUUACGGGAGGAGCAGCGAGGACGGCGUGGGCUGUGGAGCCGAGCACAAUGACGGCGCCUUCCUGGAGCCUGGGUAUGACGUCUGCCUGGAAGAUCUUGGCGAUCUCCACAGAGCUGCCUGGAGGGGCACAGUUCCCAGAGUGGAGCUCAUUCUCAUGCUCAGGAACCCUGGCUUGGACAAGAGAGACAAGAAGAAGAGGACUGCUCUACAUUUGGCCUGUGCCAAAGGCCAUUCAGAAGUGGUAAAACUCCUGCUGCACAGAAGCUGUCAACUUCAUGUCUUGGAUGGGGAAAAGAGGACAGCUCUCAUAAAGGCUGUCCAAUGUCAGAAAGAGGAAUGUGCAACUAUUUUGCUAGAACAUGGCACUGAUCCAAAUAUCCCAGAUGUCUAUGGCAAUACUACUCUACAUUAUGCCAUCUAUAAUGAGGAUAAAUCAAUGACAGAAAAACUACUUUCAUACGGUGCAAAUAUUGAAUCAGAAAACAAGGGUGGACUUACACCAUUUUUACUUGCGGUACAUGAACAAAAACAGCAAAUGGUGGAAUUUUUAGUAAAGAAGAAAGCAAAUUUAAAUGCUGUUGACAACUUUAAAAGAACAGCCCUCAUACUUGCUGUACGUUGUGGAUCAGAAAUUAUGGUCAGCAUUCUUCUUCAGCUAAAUAUUGAUGUCUUUUCUCAAGAUAUGUGUGGACGGACAGCAGAAGAUUAUGCUGUUUCUAGUCAUUAUAUUAAAAUUUGCCAACAACUUUCUGACUACAAGGAAAAAAAUGUACCAAGAAACAAUUCUAAAAAUAGCAAUCUAGAAGGAACAUCUAAUGAGAUUGUGUGCUUGGCAGAAGGAACAUCUAAUGAAGUUGUGGCAGAAGGAGCAGCAAGUGCAAAAGUGGAUGGGCGUUCUGAAGACUCUGCUAUCAGGUUUCAGGACAGGUCUCAUUUAGCUAUAGCCACAGGACCAUGGGUUUUACAUAAGCAAGACCAGGCAAGUCCUGAAGAGGAAUUAUUUUCUUGUUUUCUGGCAAACAAACUAUUGAUGAUAUAUUGCCUACAUCAGAUAAUGAAGACAUUGAUUCUGAUAUCAAGAUACAACACCCACGUCAGAAUCCGGACAAGACAGAGAUAUAGAAUCACUUUUGGAUUCUGAGGAUGGAGCAGCUAAGCCAGCAAAUGGAAAAAGACAAAGUGAUGCACUGUCCUCAUCAGAAUCAGGACAAGAGGGCAAUAUAGAAUCACUUUUGGAUUCUGAGAGUAUCUCUGAGAAUCUUUCACAGAAGUAUGUUGGUGAAUUUUCUGGGGCUGCAGAACAGAAAGGAAAAAUUAUACUAAAUGAACAGCUAAGAGCCCAUGCAGCCUACCAUUGAAAUGAA
Molecule: messenger RNA, 1518 nt
Organism: Pongo pygmaeus (Bornean orangutan)
Lineage: Eukaryota; Metazoa; Chordata; Mammalia; Primates; Hominidae
Product: POTE ankyrin domain family member A-like
Exons: 15
Coding region: 123-1295 (390 amino acids)
Molecular function (GO): protein binding
Source: RefSeq, a predicted model, not a curated record